Capronia epimyces CBS 606.96 is the source of this 1674-nucleotide messenger RNA. RefSeq lists its product as uncharacterized. Bases 1 to 1674 code for a protein of 557 amino acids. The transcript has a single exon. Gene Ontology annotation, molecular function: transmembrane transporter activity. Lineage: Eukaryota; Fungi; Ascomycota; Eurotiomycetes; Chaetothyriales; Herpotrichiellaceae. Gene Ontology annotation, biological process: transmembrane transport. The record is from RefSeq and is a predicted model, not a curated record.
AUGAAUGCGGUAGAACGCAUUCUCUCGCGGCCCACGGCCAAACCGUACCGGUCCGGAAAACUCGAUCCCGCUAUCGAGCCGUACCUCAACGAACAGGGCCAUGUCGAUUUUGCCCCCGGCGAUGUCGAGAACCCCAAAGAAUGGUCGGUCGCCCGUCGAUGGUACUGUACCGUGGUAUCAAUCACGCUCGUGAUCAACGCCACAUUUGCAUCGUCCAGUCCAUCGGGGUCGGUGGUGGGCAUUGCCAAACAUUUUCAUGUUUCCGUCGAGGCGGCCGGUCUGGUCACCACCUUGUUCUUGCUGGGCUAUGUGGCCGGCCCACUGCUGUUUGCACCGCUGUCUGAAUUUUAUGGCCGCCGAUACAUCUUCUACCUCUCCUUCUCCGGCUACGUGGCCUUCAACUUCCUGUGCGCCUUUGCGCCCAAUUUCGCGUCCCUGCUGAUCGGGCGCCUGUUGAGCGGCACUUGUGCCAGUGCGCCCAUGACCAACUCCCCAGGAGUGCUGGCCGAUAUUUGGGGUCCGAUCGAGCGAGGCAAUGCCAUGGCCGUGUUCAGCGCCAUGACCUUCAUCGGCCCGACCUUGGGUCCCAUGUGCUCGGGCUUUCUGGAGCUCACGGAAAAUUGGAGAUGGAACUUCUACGUCCUCCUUUGGUUCGGCGGCGCGACCGGGCUGCUCAUGUUCACUCUUCCCGAGACCUUCCCCCCGAGGGUGCUGACGAACAAGGCGCGAAGGAUCAGGGCGACCGGCGUGCCGGAAUACCAACACCUGAUGUCUCCCGCCGAGGCUCAGGGCCGGAAUCUGUACGACAUGUUCAUGGUCGCUCUGGUCCGACCCUGGCAGAUUCUGUUCGACACCAUUUCACUGCUGGUGGCCAUUUACAUCUCGGUCGUCUACAUGCUGCUCUACAUGCUCUUCACCAUCUACCCCAUCGUCUUCCAGCAGAAAAGAGGAUGGAAUUCGGGCGUGGGCCAGUUGCCGUUGAUCGGCACCGCAAUUGGGGCCUGCCUCGGCAGCGGCAUCGUCUUCUGGACCUCGUCGUUCGAGAAAAAGAAGAUGCUGGCCGGCGUCCCUCGCCAACCGGAAGAUCGCUUGUUUCUGGCCAAGGGCGCCGGGGUCCUUUUCGCCGUGAGCAUGUUUUGGUUCGCUUGGACGGCCGAGUAUAACAGCAUCCACUGGUUCGUCCCCGUGCUGGCCGGCACGUUUCUGUCCACGUCGAUCAUCCUCAUCUUCGUCGCCUACCUCAACUACCUCACCGACACGUACCUAAUGUACACCGCCAGUGCCAUGGCGGCAAAUACCAUCUGUCGAUCCGCCUGUGGUGCCACCACGCCUCUGUUCACGCAGUACAUGUUUGACGCGUUAGGAGUCGGUGGUGGAGGGUCCCUGAUCGGAGGUGUUGCUGUGCUCCUCAUGCCCAUUCCGUUCAUCUUCUCCAAGUACGGUGAGGCCAUCCGACAACGAAGCAGAUUUGCUCCGACCGCACCGGUGAUUCCCAGCGAUGAAGAAAAGCAAGCAUCUGGCCAUCACGGCGUCAUCACAGUUCAAACCGAAUCAAGUCCGGCUUCCUCGGCCCCGAGUCUGCGCGAAGUGAGGAUUCAGGAACCUGGCCCAGAUAGAGCCGGUGCCGCGGAAACAGGUGUACCACAAUCACCAGACAUGAACCAAAAUGAAUAG